UCCUCACAAACAAGGAAGACUAAACAUGGCCGACGAGGAUAUUUGUGUUAAAAAUCCUUUGUUUUAUUCACAUAUCAGGGAAUCUCUUUUUGAUUAAAUUGGAUAUCAACCCAGUUGAUAAUAGUCGUCCUAGCUGAAUAGUUGUCAGCCUAAACUUGAAUAAAUAUGGGUGCUAAACAAAGCACGGGAACAGGAUCUCCCAGGGUUCGGACAUAUUCUAGCUCGGGGUCACAAAAUGGGGCUGGUCCCCAUAUGUCAGGUGCAAGCAGCCGGGCCAGAGCUAGAAGUUUGGGCAGUUAUACAAAUCCACCUCCCGGACUACACAUACCUGUAAGCAAUGGGUCAGGCCCUGGGGCUGUGGGAGGUAGCCCAGAUUCUGACUCGAGCCCAGAUGAAUCAGCAGGUGUGCCACAUCCUCAGCUUCAACUUCAAGGACUGAGAAACAUUACACAUUCACUUCCACUUCAUCUGUUUGCUCUACAUGGUAUAAAAUGUCCAGUUUGCUCCAAAUUUAUCCCUCCUGAUGACAUAGAGUGCCAUCUGGUGGUGUGUCUUACAAAACCAAGAAUUACAUAUAAUGAGGAUGUAUUAACAGAAAACAAAGGGGAAUGUGUAAUAUGCUUUGAAGAAUUAGAUCAGGGAGAUACUAUAGCAAGAUUACCAUGUCUCUGUAUUUACCAUAAAGGUUGCAUUGAUAAAUGGUUUGAAAAGAACAGGUCCUGCCCGGAACAUCCAAACGACUAGCGAUAGCCUGCACGUCGGCCAGCCGGACAAUGCAAACUCAUUUGUGAUAGAGACACAAACAAGGACUCUGGUCUUGACUGCUGUAUAUGUUCCUUGGAAGGUGUAAUAUUUACAACAGUUCUGAACCGAGUCAACAAGACUUUGUGCAGAAUGUGAUAUAAUCUAUUUUUCAUUUCAUCGUUUAGUCAAAGUUGCAUUUAAAGUUGCAAACUUUGUAAAUAGUCAUAUUUAUUGAAAAAUGCCUUUUAGUGUUUUGAGUUUAAAUCUCAUGUGCUGUGUGCAAAGUUGUAUCGUGAUAUCAACAUUUAUAAAAGGUAUUAUGGAGGAAGGAUGCUGGUAACAUGUGAUGACGAUGUAGAAAAAAAUGAAUGUGAAAGGUAUGGGCAUGAAAUGUGAAAGCCUUCAAAUAUAAACAUGAAAUGUGAAAGAAAAAGGAAAAUGUUUGGUGAUAUGUUAACCUUUCUAAAAGGUUGGAUGAUGUGAAAUGUGAUAAAAAUGUGAAAAAAUGGGAAAUAGUAAUGAUGUGAUAAAAUGUGAAUAGAAAUGGAUAGAUAUAGAAGAUAGGAUUAGUAGUAAGAUUGCGUCAAAAAAUGUGAAAAGAAUGAGAACAAAAAAUACAGAAGAAUCUAAAAUUCAGAGAAAAAAAAGAAAAUACAUCAGAAAGAAAUAUCAAACUAAAUUGGAAGGUGGAAAAAAUAUGAAUGAAAACUUAAGAAGUAAGUAAUUAAAAGAAAAACAUACAAUAAAAGAUCUGAGUCUUGUAUUGAAUACAGAGUACAGUGGCAUGUACAAUGGAGGAAUGAAAAUAACUAAGUUAAUAGUGAAAUGAAAGCUAUUUCUUCUCUUUGUCUUUCUAAGUGUUCUGUGGUGGAAUAUAGUAAGAGUGCUUUAACAAUGACAGGAUCAGAGCAAUGACAGGAUCAGAGCAAUGACAGGAUCAGAACAAUGACAGGAUCAGAGCAAUGACAGGAUCAGAGCAAUGACAGGAUCAGAGCAAUGACAGGAUCAGAACAAUGACAGGAUCAGAGCAAUGACAGGAUCAGAGCAAUGACAGGAUCAGAGCAAUGACAGGAUCAGAGCAAUGACAGGAUCAGAGCAAUGACAGGAUCAGAGCAAUGACAGGAUCAGAGCAAUGACAGGAUCAGAGCAAUGACAGGAUCAGAGCAAUGAGGAUCAGGAUCAGAGCAAUGACAGGAUCAGAGCAAUGACAGGAUCAGAGUUGAUACUGGUCCUUAUCUCUACAAAUUACUUUCACUUUAAGGCAUUGAUAGAAAACUUUUAACUUACUUUGAUGUGCCAAGAGUUUGAUAAUACUGGGGGGAAAAAGGUGUUUUACAUUACAGUGUGACAUUUCGAAAUUAUUUCGCCACAGUUCAUUAUUUUUAACAUUUGACCACAAUGGCGUUUCAGCGAGUCUUGAAUACUUAUCGGCUUGUAUAAAAAUAGUUCAAGCUUAAAUGUCUGUGAUAAAGUUCUGGGUGUAGAAUUAUAAACCUUUGACCAGUCUCAAAACCCUGGCAUCUGAUUGGUUAGCACAGAUUUGAAAUUGACCAAUGGCAAGACUGUAUUCUGGGAUUGAUCUCAAACCUGGCUUAUAAACUUGGAUCCUAAUAUAUGGUUCUAAUAGUAAAGGCAUGAAAAUUUUGUUCUGUAUAUGUAUAUAAAACUAAAAUAAAUAAUAAAUAAUAGAUAGUAAUUAUAAAUUUUGUUACCUCAGCGAAAACUGUUAUAUCUGCUACUUUAUAUAAAUACAGUUAAAAUAGUUUCAUGCUGAGUGGGACAUUAAAUAUAGAUACAGAUUGCAAUAUAUUGUUGGCACAGUAUUGUGAAGAAAUUUUUUAAAAAAUUUGUUCAGUGGUCGUGGGGGUGUAAAAUAUUGUAGUUUUGUGUGAUAUUCUUUGGGAAAAUGAAUUCCUGGAAUCCUGGAUUUCAUAUUUUAAAGAUCAAAUUAAUAGGAAUUUUAUAUUUUGUUUGGAUUUUAUUUGACUGACUGAUGUAACUUCUAAAUUCACAAACACACUCACAAAGGUUUUUCUCCUAAAUCAAUGAUAAUAUCACAGUAUUUAGGUUGUUCUGCUUGUUUGAUAAACUGGAAAAAAUAGUAACCUUAUUUAUCACGAUAUACAUAGAAUAAAGCCGUGAAACGGAAUUUAUUUUUUGAAUUAAUGGCAACCUGUGAGUGUAUUUAUUAAAACGGCAAUGUGUCUAUCUUUCUAAAGAUAAAAUAUGAUAUUAAAAAGUUUGACACAUAGAUAAUUCCAAAUAAUGUCAUAAAAUCUGCUUGAAAUAUGCAUAUCUUUUAAACCAAUGGCAAAUACAUCAAAAACAAGCACACACUUCAUUUCACCAUAUUAUAGGCCGUAUGCCUAUUGAUCACUUUGAGAAAUUUCAUAACAGUCUACAUUGUUCCAGAAAUGUCAUCAAAGUUUUUUCCAUAGACUCAUAUUUAUAUGAAAGCUUGUGCAAGGUAAAAAUAUAUCAAAUAAGUCAAGCAAAAAAGUCAAGUACACAACACUAUCUUCUAUAUUUGCUGAAAUCUCUAAAUUUAUUCUGAAGUUUUGAAAAAGCAAAUCAAAUUCUGCAUUGUAGAAAAAGUUUGAAUGACCUUAACCCUUAUCAUGCUGGACAUGAUUGAUUCUGCCUUUGCAACCAGUACAGAUCAUGAUUAGCCUGCACAUCCGUGCAGUCUGAUCAAGAUCUACACUGUUCGCCAAUCAGUCAGUAUCUUUUUAGUAUGCACCCCUUUGAACAGUUAAUAGUACUGUCCAAAUUGAAAGAUGGACAAGUUCAUUAUAGAAAUUUAGCAGGGUAAGGGUUAAGGAACAUAUCCAUGAACAGUAACAAGAAAAAAAUGGUACAUCUAUGUUUGAGCUGGUGUAUCUAUCUUAUCUGGAAUAUGAUAACUGAGUUACAAUGCAAGUUGAAAAAUUGAGUAUUUAUAUAGAGUAGUGAUUUAACUGCUGUAUUUUAAAUUUAGGUAUUACUUAUAGGGUGGGCAUUAUGGCAAGAAAUCGAAGUCAUUUAAGUUCAGGAUUAAUCUCUAUACCCAAGUAAUACUACAACCUAAAUGCACUGAAAGUGACUUGAAUUCAAGUUAGUGCAGAAGGUAGUUUGAGUAUUAUUUUCAUUUCUUACGAAAUUUUCAGCUCACCCAAGCAUGAAGUGUACAUUGUAAUGUAUGAUGUACAUUUUGUGUACUUUUUUCAAAACUUUCAAAAUAAUUCCGAUUUUUUUCUAACAAUCUAUUUGAAGGGUCACUUUCCAUGGAAAAUUUCAGUUAGUUUUUAGCUCACCUGUCACAUAGUGACAAGGUGAGCUUUUGUGAUCACAAGAUCUUCAUGAAAAUUGGUCAGAAUGUUUACCUUGAUGAUAUCUAGGUCAAGUUCGCAACUGGGUCACGUGCCGUCAAAAACUAGGUCAGUAGGUCUAAAAAUAGAAAAACCUUGUGACCUCUCUAGAGGCCAUAUAUUUCACAUGAUCUUCAUGAAAAUUAGUCAGAACGUUCAUCUUGAUGAUAUCUAGGUCAAGUUCGAAACUGGGUCACGUGCCUUCAAAAACUAUGUCAGUAGGUCAAAUAAUAGAAAAACCUUGUGACCUCUAUAAAGGCCAUAUUUUUCAUGGGAUCUGUAUGAAAGUUGGUCUGAAUGUUCAUCUUGAUGAUAUCUAGGUCAAGUUCGAAAUUGGGUCAACUGCGGUCAAAAACUAGGUCAGUAGGUCUAAAAAUAGAAAAACCUUGUGACCUCUCUAGAGGCCAUAUAUUUCAUGAGAUCUUCAUGAAAAUUGGUCAGAAUGUUCAACUUGAUGAUAUCUAGGUCAAGUUCAAAAGUGGGUCAUGUGCCAUCAAAAACUAGAUCAGUAGGUCAAAUAAUAGAAAAACCUUGUGACCUCUCUAGAGGCCAUAUUUUUCAUCGGAUCUGUAUGAAAGUUGGUCUGAAUGUUCAUCUUGAUGAUAUCUAGGUCAAGUUCGAAAGUGGGUCACGUGCCGUCAAAAACUAGGUCAGUAGGUCAAAUUAUAGAAAAACCUUGUGACCUCUCUAAAGGCCAUAUUUUUCAUGGGAUCUGUAUGAAAAUUGGUCUGAAUGUUCGUCUUGAUGAUAUCUAGAUCAAGUUUGAAACAGGGUCAUGUGGGGUCAAAAACUAGGUCAGUAGGUCUAAAAAUAGAAAAACCUUGUGACCUCUCUAGAGGCCAUACUUGUGAAUAGAUCUCCAUAAAAAUUGGUCAGAAUGUUCACCUUGAUGAUAUCUAGGUCAAGUUCAAAACUGGGUCACGUGCCAUAAAAAACUAGGUCAGUAGAUCAAAUAAUAAAAAAACCUUGUGACCUCUCUAGAGGCCAUACUUUUCAUGGGAUCUGUAUGAAAGUUGGUCUAAAUGUUCAUCUUGAUGAUAUCUAGGUUAAGUUUGAAACUGGGUCUGUGGUAAAAAACUAGGUCAGUAGGUCUAAAAUUAUUAAAUUUCUUUUGACCUCUCUAGAGGCAAUAUUUUUCAAUUGAUCUUCAUGAAAAUUGAUCUGAAUGUUCACCUUGAUGAUAUCUAGGUCAAUUUCAAAACUGGGUCAUGUGCGGUCAAAAACUAGGCCAGUAGGUAUAAAAAUAGAAAAACCUUGUGACCUCACUAGAGGCCAUAUUUUUCAUGAGAUCUUCAUGAAAAUUAGUGAGAAUGUUCACCUUGAUGAUAUCUAGAUAAAGUUCAAAACAGGGUCACGUACCUUCGAAAACUAGGUCAAUAGGUCAAAUAAUAGAAAAACCUAGUGACCUCUCUAGAGACCAUAUUUUUCAAUGGAUCUUCAUGAAAUUUGGUCAGAAUUUUUAUCUUGAUAAUAUCUAGGUCAAGUUCAAAACUGGGUCACAUGAGCUCAAAAACUAGGUCACUAUUUCAAAUAAUAGAAAAAACGACGUCAUACUCAAAACAGGGUCAUGUGGGAAGAGGUGAGUGAUUCAGGACCAUCAUGGUCCUCUUGUUGUGUUUUUGUCAUGACAUUAUAAAAAAUUUCAGUAUAAAUUUUCAUUUAUUGUUGAAUUUAGAAUAUUUCAAUAAAACAAAAUCAUUUGGCUAUAGAAACAAACUGAUUCUGUAAUUGAUAUUUUUAUAUUUCAAACAGUUUCUGUCAACACUUUCGGAGUUUUUCAGGAAUUUUCAAAAAUACAGAAUUAGUAAAUCAGAUAGUAAAAGAUAUAAAUCCGGAAAUAUUUUAUCAGCAUGCAAGAUUUAGAUAUUUAUGCAUCACCUGUUCCAAGAAAUUUAGUUAUUUUCCUGUUCAUACUUUUGUAAAUAAAGUUCAAGUUCUGUAUUUUUCACUGUAUUUUCAAAGUUCAUUGUUAGACUGUUGUCAUUCUUACUAAAGUGGCAAUUUUGUUUUCCUUUAAAGUUCAUGUUCCUGUUUUAUAAAUUGUAAUAGAUGCAAGUUUAAUAGUGGAAAUCACUGCUGUUUUUUUUUGUUGUUGUUGUUGACCAAAUUGGUAUGAAACCAAGGACCUAGAAAGAAGGUGCACCUUGGAAUUUUUGGGAUAUGACUUGUGUGCUGGUAGAAUUGCAGAAAUUUAAUGACAGAUCAACUGAUACCUUGACAGAAAAUAAUUGAAUGAAUUGAUUUUAAAUAAUAACUCGAUAAUGGCUCAAUGUAGACAUAAACUCAUACCUUGACAGAUAGUAAUUGAAUGAAUGACUUGAAAUAAUAACUCGACAGGGGCUUCAUGUAAGGUCAUACUGAAACUUAGCACAUUGUUUUUAAAAAAAAACUGAGAUUUGUCAUUUAUAUGAAGUGUGAUAAAGAUAGCCAAAGCAAUAACAGAACAUAUUUAAUAGUGACUUGGUUGAUGUUUAGGGUUAUAUUUGAUGGUGCCAGAAUUUUGCAGUUAUCGCCCCUUGAUAAAUCAACCUGGCAGCUUUUUAGGGUCAGAUUAUUGUAUCUUUGUAGAAGUACCGGUAUAUUAUAUGUCAUCAAAAUGUACGAAUUCUUUAGUAAGCUCAUAGGUAUGGCACAUGACUUAAAAUUUAAUAAUAGGAAGUGUAAGGUUUAAUCUAGCAUCUGUGCUGAUGGACUGUAAACAUGUGUGCAGGACUUGGUCCUCCACUGCAUACAGGGAUUGUGUUUUUUUUUUUACAGAUUACAUGCUUAUGUUAAUAAAUCCAGAAACACUGGCUAAACACUGGCUAGGUUAACUGAUAUUCCCUUGAAAAAUAUUUGUGACAUUGAGGUUUUCAUGUGUAUUUUAUUUCAUGAUUUCAUGAAAAACAACUAAACAUAAAAGGAGAAUUUUAUUUUUACCGCCGAGUUUUCUGUAUACAGAAAUGACCCUCAAAAUGAUGAUAAAGGGAGAUGAACUUUCAAAAUUUUGUAAAUGUUUGAAAAAUGCCUGUGCAGUUGUUGAUCUGUUUCUGCUGUAUUCCGUGAUAUAUAUAUAUAUAUAUAUAUAUAUAUAUAUAUAUAUAUAUAUAUAUAUAUGUGUGUGUGUGGUCAUAUUUAUUAGUUUGUACCUAAAUAUUUUCGUACAAGAACAUGAACACUAUUUUUAAUUGGAGUAUAUUGUGCUAGAAGUUUUGAUUCUGUAUCUUCUCAUUUGCCGGUUUGAAGUAUAUUGCAUUGGGUAUGUCUGUAAGCAUGAUGCUAAGACAGACUGGUUACUAUUUCUGUAAAAGUUUUAGUUUAUUCAUGAGGUAAUCUAUAGGUAAACAGUAAACAGCAUUUAUGCAAGUACAUUGUUCUUUGGGUCUGAAAGAUGUUGCGCAAGAAGUCUGAGAGGGUACAAAGAAAGUACAAGUUUGCAUACUGGAACUGCUCUGAUACAUUACAAUGAACACAUUUGUUUUCGGUCUCCUUCAUGAGAAUUCUAUCUCUAAUUGAUGCUUGAUUAUUCCAAACGUUUUUUACACGUAUAUUUCUUUUGUGGUUUAUAGGAACCAUCUUCCAGUCAUUGAUAUGGUAUGUUGCACAGUCCUGUGGUCUGUGGCACACACUUCUUCCACAUCUUAAAAGAGAUUUCAAUGAAGCUUCAUACACAUGUCCACCAGAGUGUAUUGAUAUGCGUUACUUAUUCGUUUUAGAGCAGGUCCAAGCGUAGGGGUGGUAAAAGUCUAGAACUUAGACAAAAUAUAUACUCAAACAAAGUGGUAUUAGGUGAGGUAUUAACUACUUUCAGUGAUAGCUCUAGUUUGAAAUGUUGUUAGAUAAAUAUGCCUUUCAUAAGUUGAACUGUAUUGUUCAAAGACACGGGAGCUUUGGAAAGGGGAAAAUUUCAAUACAGACUGCAUUUUAAUUGUUUAUUAUUGUAAUCCAUUACAAAAUUAAACAUACUGUUGUCAUGUCACAUGUCUAAAUCACAAAUAUCUCAUUGUUAUAACUGGCAAAAAGUCUGUAAAAAGUGUUGUUUGUGAAAUUGUUCCAUAAUAUAUUGUGCUUAGUGUCACUUGGAAUUGUUGGUCUGUCUGCAACUACGAUAAUAUGUAAUUGAUCAAUUAAUUUUCAGGAAUUUCUUUUUAGCUCACCUGUCACAAAGUGACAAGGUGAGCUUUUGUGAUCGCGUGGCGUCCGUCGUCCGUGCGUGCGUGCGUGCGUGCGUAAACUUUUGCUUGUGACCACUCUAGAGGUCACAUUUUUCAUGGGAUCUUUAUGAAAGUUGGUCAGAAUGUUCAUCUUGAUGAUAUCUAGGUCAAGUUCGAAACUGGGUCACGUGCGGUCAAAGACUAGGUCAGUAGGUCUAAAAAUAGAAAAACCUUGUGACCUCUCUAGAGGCCAUAUUUUUCAUGAGAUCUUCAUGAAAAUUGGUCAGAAUGUUCACCUUGAUGAUAUCUAGGUCAAGUUCGAAACUGGGUCACGUGGGGUCAAAAACUAGGUCAGUAGGUCUAAAAAUAGAAAAACCUUGUGACCUCUCUAAAGGCCAUAUUUCUCAAUGGAUCUUCAUGAAAAUUAGUCAGAAUGUUCACCUUGAUGAUAUCUAGGUCAGGUUCGAAACUGGGUCACGUGCGAUCAAAAACUAGGUCAGUAGGUCUAAAAAUAGAAAAACCUUGUGACCUCUCUAGAGGCCAUAUUUCUCAAUGGAUCUUCAUGAAAACUGGUCAGAAUGUUCACCUUGAUGAUAUCUAGGUCAAGUUCGAAACUGGGUCAUGUGGGGUCAAAAACUAGGUCAGUAGGUCUAAAAAUAGAAAAACCUUGUGAUCUCUUUAGAGGCUAUAUUUCUCAAUGGAUCUUCAUGAAAAUUGGUCAGAAUGUUCACCUUGAUGAUAUCUAGGUCAAGUUCGAAACUGGGUCACGUGCGGUCAAAAACUAGGUCAGUAGGUCUAAAAAUAGAAAAACUUUCUGACCUCUCUAGCAGUGUACGAAAUUCAGAUUUGAAUCCAAUAGCCCGUUCGGGCUACCAGAUUAAAAAAUUUCCAAGCCCGACACCAAUUUCACUAGCCCGAACUUUAACACCUUAAAAUACAUAAUUUUUGCAUCAUAUAACAUUUUGUUUUACAGACAUCUCUAUGCAUGUUUGAAGUAAUAAAAAAGACAUACAGCCAGUAUAUGUUUGCCAUGUUUUUGAAAAAUUUAACUCGAAAUACUCCAGUCCAGAUGAGCAUCGUCGGAGUCCAAAAGCAUCGGACAUGACACUCCUUGCCAAAACGAAAUCUAAACUGUUAUGCCCGACUUUUUAGGACCCGCACUCGCCAAUUACUGCAACUCGAACUGUUGACAAUUUUAAAGAUGUAAUACCGAGUGCUGAAUACACAUUACACACACGCUGAUAGCAUAAUUUAAGCUCCACCUACUGCAGGUACUUGUGAGAUUUUCGCGAGAAGUGUGAAAGCUAAUCAAAUUAUCCGUUAUGCUAGAGAUGAUUGUAUUCAACCAAUUAGCGCUGCGGUUACGUCUUUGACACUGUGUUUGAUUGUCAACACGUAAGAGUGCAAAAACCAAUAAUUCCAUAAGCGUUUCUCAGUCUGGAAAAUCACGAUGCAGUACUCGUUUAAUUAGCAUGUUUUUUUUUAAACAAAUGAGAAAAAUUCGGUAGCCCAGUCGGGCUUGUACCUGUGGAAAAUCGGUAGCCCGAGCUGAAAUUUGGUAGCCACGGGCUGUCGGACUACCGUGAAUUUCGAACACUGCUCUAGAGGCCAUAUUUCUCAAUGGAUCUUCAUGAAAAUUGGUUAGAAUGUUCACCUUGAUGAUAUCUAGGUAAGGUUUGAAACUGGGUUACUUGCGAUCAAAAACUAGGUCAGUAGGUCGAAAAAUAGAAAAACCUUGUGACGUCUCUAGAGGCCAUGUUUCUCAAUGGAUCUUCAUGAAAAUUGAUCAGAAUGUUCCUCUUGAUGAUAUCUAGGCCAAGUUCGAAACUGGGUCACGUGCGGUCAAAAACUAGGUCAGUAGGUCGAAAAAUAGAAAAACCUUGUGACCUCUCUAGAGGCCAUAUUUUUCAUGAGAUCUUCAUGAAAAUUGGUGAGAAUGUUCACCUUGAUGAUAUCUAGGUCAGAUUCAGAAGUGGGUCACGUGCCUUCAAAAACUAGGUCAUUAGGUCAAAUAAUAGAAAAACCUUGUGACCUCUCUAGAGGUCAUAUUUUUCAAUGGAUCUUCAUGAAAAUUGGUCAGAAUUUUUUAUCUUGAUGAUAUCUAGGUCACAUGUGCUCAAAAACAAGGUCACUAUGUCAAAUAAUAGAAAUAACGACGUCGUACUCAGUUCAACACUGGGUCAUGUGGGGAUAGGUGAGCGAUUCAGGACCAUCAUGGUCCUCUUGUUUAAUUUCACAAGACUAUCACUACUUAUAACCAAAUAGCACUUCUGCGAAUAUUUAUUUUCACAACUACAUGUAAAUAUAGCAAAAAAUAAAUCGUGUGCAAAAACUUGUGAUUUUAUAGUAAGUGGCGUUCAGAGGUGGUAAUAGGAACUUUUUGGGCUUGGAAAAUGUCUUCUUUAACUGUGUGGGUUAAUGAUAAUUUUUAUCGUUAUACCUUAGGGUAGACCCAAGUUUUCCUUCCACGGGUCAGUGAUAUUUAAAAAUGUAAAAAGUUCCUAUAGGAGAGAUCGUGUUUGUAUACAAAUCCAUUGUAUUUUUAGCUCGACUAUUCAUAGAAUAGUAGAGCUAUUGGACUCGCCCAUGCGUCGGCGUCCGCAUCUGCGUCCGUGUCCCGAUUUGGUUAAGUUUUUGUAUGUAAGCUGGUAUCUCAGCAACCAUUUGUGGAAAUGGAUUGAAACUUCACACACUUAUUCACUAUGAUAAUCUGACUUACAUUGCACAGGUUCCGUAACUCUAUUUUGCUUUUUUACAAAAUUAUGCCCCUUUUUUGACUUAGAAUUUUUUGGUUAAGGUUUUGUAUGUAAGCUAGUAUCUCAGUAACUACUUGUGGGAAUGGAUUUAAACUUCACACACUUAUUUACUGUGAUAAACUGACUUACAUUGCACAGGUUCCAUAACUCUAUUUUGCUUUUUUACAAAAUUAUGCCCCUUUUUCGACUUAGAAUUUUUUGGUUAAGGUUUUGUAUGUAAGCUGGUAUCUCAGUACUCCAUUAUUGGAAUGGAUUGAAAUUUCACACACUUGUUCACUGUCAAGAUCUGACAUGCACAAAGCAGGUCCCAUAACUUUAUUUUGCUUUUUUACAAAAUUAUGCCCCUUUUUCAACAUAGAAAUUUUUGGCUAAGUUUUUGUAUGUAAGCUGGUAUCUCAGUAUCCACUAGUGGGAAAGGAUUGAAACUGAACACACUUGUUUACUGUCAUGAUAUGACAUGCAGUGCAAAGGGUCAAUAACUCGACUUCGCAUUUUACAAAAUUAUGCCCCUUUUACAACUAAGGAGUUUUGGGUUAAAUUCUUAUAUGUAAGCUGGUAUCUUAGUACCCACUAAUGGGAAUGGAUUGAAACUUCACACACUUGUCCACUGUCAUGAGCUGAUAAGCACUAUGCAGGUUCCAUAACCCUAUUUUGCUUUUUUAGUAAAUUAUUUUUUUUUUCGACUUUCGUAUUCAUUCAAUCGACAAGGCUGUUGAAUAGUCGAGCGUUGCUGUCCUCCGACAGCUCUUGUCUAAUUUUAGAACUGAUAAGACAUUGAUUGGGUGGGCAGACGCUAAACGUCCAUAUUUUUUUGUAAAAUGAUGUUUUUCUAAUGGCCUGAACUUUCUUAAAACACAAAUUAUAUCAAUAAUUUUUUCAUCAAUGGAAAGUUUAUUAAAUAGGCAAUUUAUUGAUUACUUCUAACUACUAUUUCAAAAUAAAAUGGAUUAUGAACGCUUAAAUUACAGUGUUUUUCUAAAAGUUUUGAACAUAACUACGUCACUAUUAAAAUUAUAUGUCAUUUAAAAUGGUUAUUCAUUUAAAAGAGAUAUUUGAAUAUGAAAAUUUUAAGCAUUUCAAAACGUUUUAAAUUCUGAAAAUCAAUAAAUGAGCGAAAAGGUUAUUAAAAAUUUAAAAUUCCGAUCCCAUACACAAACGAUGUAAAAACAUUGUUUUGCCCACCACCAGAUAAACAGAUGUAAAUGCGUGACAUCACGGCGAUCUUUCCUAUUACCACCCUUUAGAAUGAUGAAUAAUAAUAACAAUUAAGUACAAUUUGCACACAGGAAUUUGCUUGGAGCCAUGAUUUUGUUUUUCAGGAUUCCUAAUCAAUACAACAAGGCCUACCAGUCUGGCUUACAGCAUUGAACAUCCUUAAAAUAACCAAGAACCACUUGUAAUAGCAGUCAUGGGGAUAAUGAAGAAGUCUGUGUAAUUGACAGGAUUGAGAACAGUUUUAUUGUAAUCUAAAUUUAGAAAGAUGUUUGUGUCAGUUUAAAUAUAGAAUAAUGUUUCACAGUAGGUAAAGAACAAGAAUCUCAAGGGAGGUAACCCACAUAUGCAGACUUGCAUGGUCCGCUUCUAUUGCUGCAGUGCAACUACUUUUAUGGUUGAGUUUUGAACUAUUCCAUUGAUUUAUUUGACUGGUUUUAUUUUGCAUCUCAAAUGAAGUGGGUAAUGAAAGUAUUGUUUGAAUUUUAGAAGCAGUUUCUUUGAUAAGUUUUUAUUUGGCAAAAAUGGGAAAUGCUGUGUUUUACCAGUUGUAUGUAGAGAAUAACAACAGUAGUUCACGUAAGAAAUGUAUUUAACCAACAAAGUAUAUAUUGAUUGGGUGCAUCUUGUGCAGUUUUGUAGCCCAUAAAACCACCAUCUUUCACUAAAACAAUUCUAUGUUACAAAAAUUGUAUUCUGGGUAUUAUAUGUUCUUGUUUUACCAGGAUCUUUAUUCUUGAAAAAUGGUUUGUUAAAAAUUCAAAGGCUGAAAUUUAACAUCAGUUUCGCAGAACCAUGUUUUAAUAUAUUUAAACACAACAAAGAAGUUUUAAGUCUGUAGAAAAAAUACACUGCUGAUAUCCGAUUAGGAGUGUUUAAAUUGGAUUAAAAUGGUUCCGCUAUGUAUUAUUUUGUUUCUAAUAUGUCAUUAUUUUUUUUUAAAAAGUAGAUGAAAUAGGGAAGCACUAUUUCUUGGUGCAUUUAUGGCAAUGUGUACUGUGUUUUAAUUGAUUUUAAAACAUGUUGAAGAAGUUACAUGUCCCAUAGAAUAAUUCAGGAAUGUGUAGAAGUCUAGUGCAUAAUAAUCCAGAGUGUGUGAUAUAAGUGUAAUACUGGUCUGUUGUAUCAAUACAGUUCUGAAAUGUCCUUUUUAGCUCGACUUUUCGAAGAAAAAAUAGAGCUAUUGCACUCGCCCCAGUGUCGGCGUCGGUGUUGGCAUCACCGUUGGUUGAAGUUUUUGAUGAAGUCAAAUAUCUCUGUUACUAUCAAAGCUAUUGACUUGAAACUUAAAAUAGUUAUUUACUAUCAAAGUCUACACCAGGAGAAACAAUCCCCAUAACUCUGGUUUGAAUUUUGACAGAAUUAUGUCCCUUUUUAACUUAGAAUUUUUGGUUAAAGUUUUUGAUAAAGUCAAAUAUCUCUGUUACUAUCAAAGAUAUUGACUUGAAACUUAAAAUAGUUAUUUACUAUCAAAGUCUUCACCAGAAGAAACAAUCCCCAUAACUCUGAUUUGAAUUUUGACAGAAUUAUGCCCCUUUUUAACUUAGAAUUUUUUGUUAAAAGUCAAGUAUCUCUGUUACUGUUAAAGCUUUUGACUUGAAACUCAAAAUAGUUAUUUACUAUGACCAAAGUCUACACCAGGAGACACAAUUCCCAUAACUCUGAUCUGAAUUUUGACAGAGUUAUGUCCCUUUUUAACUUAGAAUUUUUUUUACUGGCAAAGCUCUAAUUCAGAGUCAAGCACUGAGAAAAGUCGAGCGUGCUGUCUUACGGACAGCUGUUGUUUUAUAAGAUACUAGAUCAAGUAUUGUAGCACUCUUUCUGGUGGCCUAUAUGGCAAUGACAUCAGUUAUGCCAUGUUUUAAUGACAAGAAACAUGAUAUGUCAUAUUAUGAUUUAAAUUAGUAAAUUUGCGAUAAGCUUAUGUUGCAAUAUAUGCUUGUCUAGUAUAAAUAUUUUCAGCGAAUGACAGCUCUAUUUUCUGUGUAGUAAUAAACAUAAUAGGGUGAUCUUUUUUUGUACAAUCUAAAAAAAUUAGUCAGUUAUAACAAAGACUGGGAAAAUAUUGUUUUGUUUAUAAUGUAUAUGUAUAGAAACAUUUGCAAAGAAAUUAAUUGUCUUCUUAGUAGAUAUUCAUGGAUAUUAACGGCUUAAAAAUUAAACAUGAAGUAUUAGACACUGUAGAUUUUUGUGUUGUUGCUUAGUAUUUAAUAGUCCGACUGGGAAGAAAAUAAGGAAGAAAAAUUUAAGUACAUCCUGGUAUAAAUAGUGGGUAUCUUUUUUUGUCACUGUUCAUAACUUGUUCAUAGUACAUUAAAUUUUGUGCUACAAUUAGGACAUGAAAUUAUAUACUUUUUCACCUUAAUGUAAUAGUCAUAUCAUACGUGAAAUGAAACAUUAUCUUUCCAAAUAACACAUUUUCCUGCAGCUAAAGAUAAUUCAUUAUACAUUUAACACUUUUUAGCUUUCCAAGGAUGGUUUCUAUAAACAGGGGAUAGUGGGUGGGGAGUAGUUGAUAUUAUGAGUUAAUUUAUUAAGAUUUUGAUGUAACAGAGUUGAAGUUAAACAGGGUUUUGACUCAUUUCAGUGACAGAGUUUAAGUUGUAGAUAGAAAGUAGAAAUCAUUUGAAUGUGAUGCUGUUGAUAUAAGUAUUUAGCUGAUGUAAAAAAUACAACAUAAAUGAUAUUAUGUUGUCAUUGUUUAAAUGUUAUAAUAAAUUACAAUAAUUGUCACUGUAAAUGCAAGGACUAAGUUGUUCAAAACUUAAAUUGGCUGGAAAAACUCUACAGGAAGCUUUCAUUACAUAAUUAUGAUGAGUAUGUGUGAUCUUGGCUGCCAGUGGCACACUGGAAUCUCUUUAGAACUGGCAAAGCAAAUGAAAUUUCCAAGUUUUGAGCUUUCACCAGACCAAGACAGUUGUUCAGAUUGGAAGGCUUUCCACUUGUCACAGGUUCUGGUUUUAGACAACUUAGAAUGUACUACAAAACAAUGUACUUGCAAUUUUGUUAUAUUUAUCAAUUUUUUGGGUACUGUUUUUCCAUUGAAUAAAGUUUUGAGAAACUUGGUACAUGUGUGUAAUUGUGGUAGACUAUUAUCUGAUAUUUGACCAUUUUCGAACAUAUUGUUAUGCUGCAUGUACUUUAAAUCAGUGAAUAUGUAGUGAAUUUUGAUGUAUUUUUGUUUUUCAAGAAGCAUUAUGCUUGUAUUAUUUUGUUAUGUAGACAGUUGUUGUUAUGUAGCUUGUAGAUACUGCAUUCCAUGUGAUAACAUGUAUGAUGUACUGUGGAACAUACAUAUUAAUACACACAUGACUCUUA
This is a messenger RNA of Mercenaria mercenaria, 15510 nucleotides long. Its product is annotated as E3 ubiquitin-protein ligase znrf2-like. NCBI's taxonomy places the organism in Eukaryota, Metazoa, Mollusca, Bivalvia, Venerida, Veneridae. The record is from RefSeq and is a predicted model, not a curated record. The transcript is spliced from 4 exons. The coding region runs from base 166 to 744 and encodes 192 amino acids.